UCACGACCAUAUUACCUGUAUCUUAGUUGUCUUUCAAUGGCCUCUCUUUCUCGGAAAUCUCAACUCAUAUCCUUCAACCCUUUUCUAUAUAUUCCAUUCCAAGCUCCCCAGAUAUUACAUUCAACUAAGCAUAAUCAAAUUCCCCAACAUUUUCCCAUAUUCUACUUUGUUCCUUCUUGUUUCCUUUUUAUUACAUCAACCAUGUCUGCAAUUCCUCCACCAGCUUCACAAGGCUCAUCAUCAGCUUCGGGUUUCCAUGAUUUCUUGCCUGUGAUGGCGAACAAGCUCGGAGGGGAAGGUCUGAUAGGGGAGCUGUGCAAUGGGUUCAGUCUGUUGAUGGACAGUGAAAAAGGGGUCAUUACUUUCGAUAGCUUGAAGAAAAAUUCGGCACUCUUGGGGUUACAAGACUUGACAGAUGAUGAUUUGAAAUCUAUGAUGAAAGAAGGUGAUUUCGAUGGCGAUGGUGCGCUUAACCAGAUGGAGUUUUGUGUGUUGAUGUUCAGGUUGAGCCCUGAGUUGAUGGAAGCAUCUCAGUUUUUGUUAGAGGAAGCUUUUCAACUUUAAUUCAAAGGAUUUCCAUUCAUACUUUUAGUUUAUUUUUUAAUCCUGAUUUUGUCUUUUCAAUGAAAUUGUUGAAUAUACC
This is a messenger RNA of Hibiscus syriacus, 643 nucleotides long. RefSeq names its product calcium-binding protein KRP1-like. The coding region runs from base 37 to 564 and encodes 175 amino acids. The record is from RefSeq and is a predicted model, not a curated record. NCBI's taxonomy places the organism in Eukaryota, Viridiplantae, Streptophyta, Magnoliopsida, Malvales, Malvaceae. Gene Ontology annotation, molecular function: calcium ion binding. The transcript has a single exon.